AUGGGUGUAUUUACUGAAAACACAAGACCCACAAUUUCUGCUGCAUACAAAUCUCGGUCAACAAUUAGCAAAGGACUUGAAUUAGAAAUUCAAUUUUGGGAUACUGCUGGAGAAGAAAAGUAUCGAUCUCUUGCACCAAUUUAUGUUCAGGACGCUUUCAUGGCAAUUUUAAUGUUCGACGUGACAAAUAGAGAAAGUUAUCAAAGCAUUGAAUUAUGGUAUGAAUUAUCACAGUCACGUGGAACAAUCCCUGUUAUCAUUUUAGGUAAUAAAAACGACUUAGAUGAUCGAUUUACAAGUGUUUCUACUUUAGAGAACGAAAUCAGUGAAAAGUACAAUUCAGUAUACCUAGAUAUUAGUGCGAAAUUAGGUAUGAAUGUUGAACCUUCUUUUCAAGCAAUUGUCGACGAAAUAGAAAAAUUACCAAUAGAAUCGAAAGAUCCACGAACUAUACGCGCUAAGAAAAAAUCUGAAGAAGCGUGCUGCUAG
Molecule: messenger RNA, 489 nt
Organism: Trichomonas vaginalis G3
Lineage: Eukaryota; Parabasalia; Trichomonadida; Trichomonadidae
Product: GTPase protein
Exons: 1
Coding region: 1-489 (162 amino acids)
Molecular function (GO): GTPase activity; GTP binding
Source: RefSeq, a predicted model, not a curated record